AUGUUUAAAAGAAGAAUUUUUUCAUUAUUAAGCAUUCCACAAACUACAGCCGAAAAUUAUUACAUUCCUCAUUUUCUUAGUUUACGAAAAUUGACAACAACACAAAAAGUUAGUCAAAUAAAAGAACAACUUUCUAAAAAACAAUUAGCUGUUAAAUUACCAUUAUCAAAAACUCCAACACCGCCUAAAGCUUAUAAACCACCAGCAUUAGGUGUUAAUCCAGCUUACGACGAAGCCUUAAAAUACAUCAAUGAAGACAAACAAAGAAAAUUAGAAGAGAUUAAAGUGAUCGAGGCUCAAAUAAGCGAAUUGUUGAAAGAUAAAAACAAAAGUGAAGAACAAGAUGAUAAAUUAAGUCAAUUGGAAAAUAAAAAAACUGACUUAGAGAUCCUGUCACAAGUAAAUGAUCCAGAAGUUCAAUGGAAAUAUAAUAAUAACAAAGAUUCAAUUGAUAUGUCAAAUGCUGUUUAUCGUCAUUUAAGAGAAAAAGAAUGGAGGAUUGAGUCACUUCCAAUAUUGAGGCAACGUAUAGAACAAAUGUAUGUAGUUCCAGAUUUAUUUCCUACAUUUGAACCAAAAAUUGAUCUUCAAUUCAAAUACAAAAAAAUCAUUGAACCAGGAGUUUUCCUAUUUCCAGGAAUGACUAUUAAAGAACCGGUGAUAAUUGCAACAAAUUUUCAUACCGAGACACGAUUAUACACACUGAUUUUUGUUAAUCCUGAUAUGCCUGAUACGAAAAACCAAUCAUAUCAAACACAGUGGCUUUGGUUGAUAAGAAAUAUUCCUUUAAAUGCAACAAAAUCUAAUAUCCUUGGAGGCCAGAUAAUUUUACCUUACACGCCACCACACCCACCUAAAGGAACAUUUUAUCAUAGAUACACUUUUGCUAUAUUCGAACAGUUUAACAAUGAAAAGAUACUAGUGAAUAAUAAUAACGUAGGUCCGAAUAUGGAUGUUAGAAGUUUUGUCGAGAAAUAUAAAUUGACAUUACGUGGCGCAACUUUCUUUAGAGAGCCUCAAUAUGGACCAAUACCUAAAAGUGAUUAUUAUUUGGAUAAAACUGGAAAAAAGAAACCAAAAUAUCCUGAAAUUGUAAAGGGGUUUUUCGAUUCCAAAAAGAACUUAGUACCAUAUGAAUAA
Molecule: messenger RNA, 1140 nt
Organism: Entrophospora candida
Lineage: Eukaryota; Fungi; Glomeromycota; Glomeromycetes; Entrophosporales; Entrophosporaceae
Source: the annotation of a GenBank genome assembly